AUUAUGAUAUGUAGUAACGAUAAAUUUAUACCUACAUGCAGUUAACUUAAAGAUUGGAUAGCAAUGACAUGGAAGCAAGCAAGCAUAAGUGAAACAUUUCAAAUUGUAAUUUAGGCAGUCCCGUUGGUACAAAUCCAAGCAUAAGUAUAAGGUAGUGAUUUGUUUUGGCGAUUCGAAAAAUGGGAAAUCAUCGCGACAUAUAUCAUCAAUGUUUAGCUGUAAUCCCUGUAUGCCUGCUGGAAUUUGCAAUAGCUCUCGCAUGCGGUUGGCUCGGCCCAAUGAUCAAAAUUUUCCUGGAAGAUCCAAACAGCGAGAUCAAAGCCACAGAAGAAGAAUGUUCUUGGAUUGCGAGUAUGCCAGGAUUCGGCAGAAUAUUCGGUCCUUUUUUUUCAAUCCUACUAUUGGAUGUACUAGGACGUAAAGUCAUGAUACAAAUCACAGCCGCCAUAUUCGCGGCUUUAUGGUUACCAAUUCUAUUCACCCGUUCAGUCGGCAUUUUAUGUAUCUCAUUUUUCUUUUGCGGUUUGGGAAUCGGUAUUUGCAAUGGGUUAACAGCUGUUUACAUAGGAGAAAAUUGCUCCCCAAAAAUUCGAGGUAUUCUUUGCAGCGCUAGCGUCACAUCGUUUUAUUUGGCGGUUUUAAUGCAAUACACUAUCGCAGGGUACUUAUCAUACAGCACCCUUGCGACAGUAAAUUUUAUUUUGGCAUUUUGCGGUCUAAUUUCCUGCAUAUUCUUGACCGUCGAAACGGCUCAAUUUCUCAUGCUAAAAGGUCGUUUUGAUAAAGCUGAAUCAAACAUGAUGUGGUUGAGAGGAACUGAAAACAAACACGACAUAAUUACCGAUUUCGAAAACAUCAAAGCGAACGUAGCAUCCGAGAAAUUGAAAAAGACCUCGUACAGGGAGCUAUUUUUUGCACCAGCUAAUUUCAAAAGUUUGAUUAUAGUUCUCACAUUGAAUAUGGCCCAUGCAGCUACUGGCAAUAUAGCUUUAUUCACAUACAUCUCGGUAUUAUUUCCUGAGAAUGCGCAUUUCACGUCGAAUCAAGUCACCGUGUAUUAUGGGAUCUCUCAGAUGACCUUCUGCCUCUUGGCUUCUUUCGUGAUUGAAAAGGUUAACCGGAGAUCCCUCACUUUGUUCGCAUUUUCUCUUUUUCUCGUAUGUCAUUCGGUUUCUGCGUAUUUCUUUUACGAUGCUGCCAAUAGCGAGUCUCCGUCUAAAUAUGGCUUUUGGAUAAUAUUCACCAUGGUUUGUUUAUUUUGUGGAUUCAGCGCAGUGCUCGACUCAGUCGUCCAUAUGAUCAGAGGAGAAUUAUUUCCCCAGAGUAUUAAACCAAUUGGGUCUGGACUGGCUAUAGCGACGCAUUCUCUAGCACAAUUUUUUACUGUUAAGAUAUUUUUGAUGAUUAAAUCCCAAUAUGGUAUUUAUAUGAAUUUCGUUGGAUAUGCUGUCGGCAGUGUAGCCGCAUUUUGGUUCACUUAUUUCUUCCUACCCGAAACCAGGGGAAAAACUUUAAUUGAGAUUCAGAAAUCAUUAGAAAAACGAAAAUGAAGGUUUUUCCUCGAUACAGAAAACUAGUAGAAAUUGAGAGAUGGGGAAUAAUAAUAUGCAGUACCUCUACCUAUCAAAUAACCUAUUCAUUUAAUGGAAUUGAUGCCGGUUUUAUUUUAUGUACAUGUAUAUGAUCAGAAAUAUAUGACUACCUUUUUUGAAGUA
Molecule: messenger RNA, 1715 nt
Organism: Planococcus citri (citrus mealybug)
Lineage: Eukaryota; Metazoa; Arthropoda; Insecta; Hemiptera; Pseudococcidae
Product: facilitated trehalose transporter Tret1-like
Exons: 2
Coding region: 180-1550 (456 amino acids)
Biological process (GO): transmembrane transport
Cellular component (GO): membrane
Molecular function (GO): transmembrane transporter activity
Source: RefSeq, a predicted model, not a curated record